AUGCCCUCCGACCCACCCAAACCACCAAUAUCAAACGCAACCCACGGCCUAGUCGGCACCCUAAAACCGUGCACAAUCCCCUCAAUCAACAGCACACAUCCAAACCAAAAAGCAUGGAACGCCGAAUCCUACACCUUCCUCGAAGAGGACUGCCCCCAAACCGCAAACCCAACCCUCUGGCAGCAAAGCCACCUAACAUCAAUAAAUGGCCUCUUCGAAGUCACAGCAGGCGUCUACCAAAUCCGCGGCUUCGACGUAGCAAACAUGACAAUAAUCGAAGGCGACACAGGAAUAUUAGUGGUCGACCCAUUGACCUCAACGGAAACCGCUGCGGAGGCGUUAUCCCUGUACCGCAGUGUCCGCGGCGAAAGACCCGUUUCAGCGCUUCUGUAUACACAUUCAUCCAUCGACCAUUUCGGCGGUGUGCAGGGGGUUUUGCCUCCGGAGGAAGGAGUCAAAUAUAACAUUCCGAUUAUUGCGCCUGAAGGGUUUAUGGAGGCUGUGACGAAUGAGAAUAACUUUGUUGGGAAUGCUAUGGCCAGGCGGACUAUGUUUGUUUAUGGGAGUUCGCUUGCUCGGGAUGCUGGGGGUACUGUUGGGUGUGGGAUUGGGAGUUCUGUUUCUACGGGGUGUUCUUCGUUGAUUCCGCCGAACAUUUUAGUGAAGCAUAACGAGGAAGAGAGGGUUGUUGAUGGUGUUAGGAUUGUGUUUCAGCUUGUGAAGGGGGAUGGGGUGGCUUCUGAGAUGAAUUGUUAUUUCUCGGUGCAGCGGGCGCUUUAUUUUUCUGAGUGUUUGGUUCAGGGGUUGCAUGCUGUUUCUUCGUUGAGGGGUGGGACGGCUGUUGAUGUUAAGGGUUGGUCGAGAGUUUUGGAUGAGGCUUUGGUGCUGUUUGGGGAGGAGGCUGAGGUUCUUUGUCUCGGGCAUACUUGGCCUGUUUGGGGGACAGAGGAGAUUGAGUUGGUUGUUGCGAGCCAGAGGGAUUUAUAUGCUUAUUUGCAUGAUCAGACUGUCAGGUUGAUGAAUCGCGGUAUGAAUGGGGUUGAGAUUGCUGAAGUUUUGGAUUUGCCGGUCGGUUUGCAGGAUACCUGGCAUGCGCAGGGCUUCUAUGGCUCUGUCAGCCAAAAUGUGAAGGGCAUUUAUCAGCGGUAUAUGGGGUGGUUUGAUGGUGAUGCUGCACGGCUGUGGGAACAUCCGCCUGCUGAGAAUGCGAAGAGAUAUGUGUUCGCUAUGGGUGGUAUUGACAAGGUGAUUGACAAGGCUGAACACUUUGUUCACGAGGGUGAUCUUCGCUUUGCUGCUACGUUACUCGGCCAUGCCGUCUCUGCCGAUCCCAUGCAUGCUGAAGCCAAAGAAUUCCUAGCAGGGGUGUAUACGAGUCUCGGAUUUGGGGCUGAGAAUGCCACCUGGCGAAACUAUUAUCUAUCUGCGGCUCAGGAUCUGGGAAGAAUCCCCGGUUUGCAGACCAAGACUCUGGGUUCUGGAAUGAAAAUGGGCCAAUCAGUGGAUCAGUGGUUUGAUCUAUUGGCCAUUCGAUUGAAUGGGCCCAAGGCUGGGACUGAGUGCUUCGCUAUUGAUGUCCAUGUUAUCGACGAGCAGAGAUGGUGGCGGAUCAAUCUAAGCAACGGAGCGCUGACCUACAGGAGUGCGCUUGCACAAGAUGGAUUUAGUGGCGUUUCAGGCUUGACGCUUAUUCUACAGAAGAAAGAGUUAUUCGCCGUGCUGGGUGGCGUUUGGCUGCAGCAUGCACAAUCGGGCGAUUUGGGAUUAUUGGAGAAAUUGUUGUCAUUGAUCGAAGACUAG
Molecule: messenger RNA, 1800 nt
Organism: Penicillium antarcticum
Lineage: Eukaryota; Fungi; Ascomycota; Eurotiomycetes; Eurotiales; Aspergillaceae
Product: alkyl/aryl-sulfatase
Exons: 1
Coding region: 1-1800 (599 amino acids)
Biological process (GO): dodecyl sulfate metabolic process
Molecular function (GO): linear primary-alkylsulfatase activity; protein dimerization activity
Source: RefSeq, a predicted model, not a curated record